GGACGGAGGAGAUAAAGGCCCCAUCAAAUGGUAGAUGCUGGGUUUUUUAGAGGCAAAAAGAGCUUAACCUUUUGUUGAUGAGAAAGCUGAGUCCAGAAAUGUGAAAUGACCUUGAACAAGGACACAUAGAUUAUGAGCAACAGAGCCAAGAAUCAGGACUCAGGAGUUACAAUUCCUAACGCUUCUCGUACCGAAUUCCUGCUGCAGGAACCCACAGGUUUACCGGGGGUCCUACUAAUUUAUCCUGGUCUCUGAGACCAAGGCAGAGAGAUGGGUAGUUGGCAGAUCUGGGGGAAGAGAAAAGCAUUAUGACCGAAACUGAUUUUACUCUAUGGCUUCUUCUGACACCUUUUCUCUAUAACAUCGAAUCCUUCUCAAUAUCCUCCUCACCUUAUAAUUGUCCUAAUUCCUAAGGUUUAUGAAGAAUCAUGCCUCACAUCUUGAUCCAUCAUUAUCCAGAAUCUUCCAUUUUUUUCUUUAAUCUCAAAUUUACUAUUUCCACAGUUAUUACCCUAGUUUUCAACCUUUAAGGUCCCUUCCUGCACUAAAUCCAUAAUCACUUCACAUUAGGAUUAUUACUUUCCUUUUACAGAAUUGAGACUUAACUUCUUUCUGUUAGGGACCCCCCCCCCAAGACAGCAGUACACCAAAGGAUAUUUCAUGAAAGUUUGUUUGAUAGUUGCCUCCAUGAUAGCUAUGUAAAACAAAAAAAAAGUUUUUUAAUGGAACUGGAUUAAUAGAUGUAGGUAACCAGUAUAGAAAUCCAUCUAUAAUUUAUACAUGGGGCAUUGAGAUGGGGCUGGGGAAAGAGGGCAUAGGAAAUAGGACAUAAGUGCCUGUCAGAGGCAAGAGCUGAAUCCUGGUCUUUAUGACUUGAAGAACCAAAAAAAGUAGUUGAUCUACUAUGUUAUGUUGCCUCUCUACCUAAAAAUCAAUUAAGGAUUCAUUCAGACCUUCUCUUUCUGAGCUCUUAACUUAGAGUCUGUGAACUUUUUAAACAAUAUUUUAAUAACUAUUUCAAUAUAAAUGCUUUUCUUAGUAAUACUAAUCAUUUUAUUCAUUUAAAAACAUUACUCUGAGAAGGGAUCCAUAGGGUUCACCAGAUUGCCAGAGGGACACUUGAUACCAAAAAUGCUAAGAACCCCUAGUCUAAACCUGUUAUUAAUUCAUAAGCAUUGUUUUUCCUUUCUGCUUUGCACUUAGAUCCGAAGAGCUUGCUAAUACUUCACAAAUAUUAUUUUCCUCUUAAACUCAAUAUGAUCCUAUACUACAAAAGGAAAAAUUAUCUAAAUUUUUUUUUGACCUUUGGGAAUAACAAGUCUUUUUCAGUUAAGCUUUGUGAGUUGUUUUUUUUUAUUCCUAGACAGUGAAUUGCCUUGGUGACUUCAUCAGUAUGAAUUUUUUAGUAGAACUGGUUACUUCUUUGUUAUCUGUGCUUCUUUCCAUAUAUUAGGAGGGCUUUGGGAGAAGAAACACCAGUCAUAUGUCCUGAAGCAUAAAUAUACCUUAGCCAGAAGUGAACCAUAUCUUGAUCUAUUCCAGCCCAGAAUGGCUGCCACACUGCCUCCUGGAGUUCCAGAGAAACAGAAAAAACUCACAGUAAAGAAUGAAGAAGUCCAUGUCUGGGAACAGGAAUUAACCUUGAAAGGGCAAUAACCAUUUAUAGCCAAGAACUCUUCUAGUCAGCGCUUUAGAAAGUUCUGUUACAAGGAAACACCUGGUCCCCGUGAAGCUUUGGCCCGUUCUGGUACUCUGCUGUGAGUGGCUAAAACCAGAAAUGCACACAAAAGAGCAGAUAUUAGAUCUACUGGUACUUGAGCAGUUCUUGACCAUCCUACCUGAGGAUCUCCAGACUUGGGUUCGGGAACAUGAGCCAAACGACGUGGAGAGGAGCUGGGAUUGUACUGGAGGAUUUGGAGAAGAAAGAGCUUGAUGAACCAAGACAACAGGUCCCAGACAGUUCCUAUGGACAGGAGGAGUUGGGGCCUAUGGGUUCAGCAAAGGUGUCACCUAGUGUACAGUUACAGCCCAUGGAAACCCAGGUCAAAUGUGAAUCUCAGGAUUCCCAACCCCUACAAAAGAGUGCUCUGCCCCUUCCCCAUGUUCCUAUACUUCCACAAAAGGGGGUUUCUAAUGACCAAAAUAUGGCAGCUUCACUUCUCACAUGCAAUACAGCUGGAUGCCAGAAACAAAUGACAUUUGAGGAUAUGGCCAUGUCACUUGCACUAGAGAAAUGGGGACAACUGGACCCUGUUCAGAAGAGCCUCUACAAUGACAAAAGGCAGGAAAAUUAUGGGAACAUGGUUUCCCCGGAUGGUGUAACUAGAAUGGAGAAUGAAGAGUCAGCUCAAAACCAGGAUAUUAAAACAGAUAUAGAAUCCAAAGGGGAGUUGCCUGAUAAGCUCAAUGGGCAUAUUCCUGAAGGUCUUGAGCUUGGAGAAGCCUAUGAACAUGAGAACAAAUUAGAAAGGCAUCAAGAAAAUGCUGAAAUUGAGAGACAACAUAAAUGUGAUGAAUGUGGGAAAAGCUUCACUCAAAACUCAAGCCUUAUCAGACAUAAGCGAAUUCAUACUGGAGAAAGACCCUAUUCAUGUAAUGAAUGUGGAAAAACCUUCAUUCAGAGCUCACAACUUAUUGACCAUCAGAGAAUACAUAGCAAACUAAAACCCUAUCAGUGCAAUGAUUGUGGGAAAGCUUUCUAUUACAGUUCACACCUUAUUCAGCAUCAGAGGACCCAUACUGGAGAGAAACCUUUUCAAUGCAAUGAUUGUGGGAAAGCCUUCCAUUAUAGUUCAGGCCUUAUUAGACAUCAAAGAACACAUACUGGAGAGAAACCUUAUCAGUGUAAUGAUUGUGGGAAAGCUUUCUGUCUCAGCUCACAUCUCAUUCAACAUCAGAGGAUUCACACUGGAGAGAAACCUUACCAGUGUUUUGAGUGUGGGAAAAGUUUCAGUCAGAGCUCUGGCCUCUUUCAUCAUCAGAGAAUCCACAGUGGGGAGAAACCUUAUGAAUGUCAUGAAUGUGGGAAAUCCUUUAGUCAUAGUUCUGCACUUAUUGGACAUCAGAGAACACAUAGUGGGGAAAGACCCUAUGAAUGUGAUAUUUGUAGGAAAGCCUUUAGUUAUAGCUCACACCUUAUAGGACAUAGGAGAAUACACACUGGGGAAAAACCUUAUGAAUGUGAUGAGUGUGGGAAAGCCUUUAGGCGGAGUUCACACCUUAUUGUACAUCAGAGAAUCCACACUGGGGAGAAGCCACAUCCAUUGAAAUCCUACUGACAAAGCUACAGUCACUCCUAGUAUCUCAUCAAGCAUCAGAAAAUCCUUGCAGGGAAAAGACGACACAAAUGUGAUGAAUGUGGGAAAGGUUUUAGUCAUAGCUCAGACCUUAGUAAACAUAAGAGAACCCAUACAGGGGAGAAGCCCUAUAAAUGUAAUGAGUGUGGAAAAGCCUUUAUUCAACGCUCUCAUCUCAUUGGACAUCAGAGAGUCCACACUGGAGUGAAACCCUAUAAAUGUAAAGAAUGUGGGAAAGAUUUCAGUGGUCGAACAGGCCUUGUUCAACAUCAGAGAAUCCACACUGGAGAGAAACCCUAUGAAUGUGAUGAGUGUGGGAGACCCUUCCGUGUGAGUUCAGCACUUAUUCGACAUCAGAGAAUCCAUACAAACAAGUUCUAUUGAUGAAAACAAUAAAAACCUUCAUUAGUAGCUCAAGCUAGACAUACAAGAUCAAAACAAGAGAGAGGUUUUAUGACUGUCCUAUGUGGAAAAAGAUCAGUAACUAUUGAAACCUUAACUGGAAUAAGAUAAUCUAACUGAA
Molecule: messenger RNA, 3819 nt
Organism: Dromiciops gliroides (monito del monte)
Lineage: Eukaryota; Metazoa; Chordata; Mammalia; Microbiotheria; Microbiotheriidae
Product: zinc finger protein 436-like
Exons: 7
Biological process (GO): regulation of transcription by RNA polymerase II; central nervous system development
Cellular component (GO): nucleus
Molecular function (GO): DNA-binding transcription factor activity, RNA polymerase II-specific; RNA polymerase II cis-regulatory region sequence-specific DNA binding
Source: RefSeq, a predicted model, not a curated record